This is a messenger RNA of Oppia nitens, 665 nucleotides long. RefSeq names its product low molecular weight phosphotyrosine protein phosphatase-like. The transcript is spliced from 2 exons. Bases 146 to 616 code for a protein of 156 amino acids. The record is from RefSeq and is a predicted model, not a curated record. Lineage: Eukaryota; Metazoa; Arthropoda; Arachnida; Sarcoptiformes; Oppiidae. Gene Ontology annotation, molecular function: non-membrane spanning protein tyrosine phosphatase activity; acid phosphatase activity. Gene Ontology annotation, biological process: protein dephosphorylation. Gene Ontology annotation, cellular component: cytoplasm.
GUGUUCAACACAUGUAAAGGUAUUAUAAAUAUUUACAAAAUAUUUUUUAUUAACACUUUUUGUGAUACUUUACGACAACUUAUAUCAGAUGUGAUAAUAAAAUCAGUGUUUUGUUUAAAAAUUUAUUGAAUUAAUUGUCUAAAAAAUGUCUGAAAAGAGAGGCGUUUUGUUUGUGUGUUUGGGAAACAUCUGUCGGUCGCCGAUAGCAGAGGCAGUCUUCGCACACGUCGUCAAACAAAGAGAUCUCACCGAUCAAUGGUUUACCGACAGCGCGGCCACCGGUUCGUGGCACACCGGGUCACUACCCGACUCACGGGCCAGAACUGUAUUACGAAGACACGACAUCGAAACUGAUCACAGAGCCAGACAAUUAUGCAAACAAGACUUUGACAAAUAUGACUAUAUCUUCGGUAUGGAUGACAAUAAUAUUGAUGACAUCAAUGGUGUAAAACCCAAGAAUAGUAAAGCUGUUGUCGAACUGUUGGGUAAAUACGAUCCGCAAAAGCAAACCAUUAUUGAAGAUCCGUAUUAUCAAAGAGGAGACAAAGGAUUUGAGACCAACUAUGAACAGUGUCUUCGCUCGUGUAAUGCUUUUUUGGAUCAGUUUCACAAAUGACUUAUUUUUGUUUUUUAUUUUUUAAGAGUUGAUCACUUUUUCUGUUAUA